Molecule: messenger RNA, 2110 nt
Organism: Camponotus floridanus (Florida carpenter ant)
Lineage: Eukaryota; Metazoa; Arthropoda; Insecta; Hymenoptera; Formicidae
Exons: 3
Coding region: 104-1816 (570 amino acids)
Source: RefSeq, a predicted model, not a curated record
UAACUACGACGUUCCGGUGAUUGAACGAAGUAAGCUAAGUUUUCCUGCGUCCAGGGAACAGGAGGUACGCGGCCCGAGCCCAACGGGCGGCAUUGCGAGAAAUAUGAGGAUUCGCUCGGGAUGCGCGGCUGUAUUAGCGCUGCUACUGCAGGCCGCUCUUGUGGCGAGCAAAGCUGUAGAUCAAACGCAGCGUUUACAACAACAGACUACAAGCGUUAAAGAGGCGCAAAAACGAUGGGGAGGCGAUUCCGGUGGCGAUUACGGCAGUCUUGACGGUGGUGACAUUGGUGGUCACUAUGGUGGCGGUGAUGUCGGCCAUUUUGGUGGCGGUGAUGCCGGCCACUUUGGUGGUGGUGAUGCCGGCGGCCAUUUCGGGGGUGACGGCGGUCACUAUGGUGGCGGUGAUAUUGGAGGUCAUUUGGGCGGUGAUGUCGGUGGUCAUCUAAAUGGAGGUGAUAUCGGUGGUCACUUGAGUAUUGGGGGUGAUAUCGGUGGUCAUCCAAGUGGCGGUGACAUUGGCGGAGGCAUCGAAGCACAUGGAGGCGACGACCAUCAUCAUCAUCAUGAUGAAGGCUAUUGGAAAAAGAAAUUAGUAUGGAAGCCAGGUUGGAAGAAAAUCUGGAAACCUGCGAAAAAGCAAAUCUGGAAGCCUGCAUGGAAGAAAAUUUGGAAGCCUAUUUGGGUGCCAACGCAAAAAGCGGUGUGGAAGGAGAUUCAAGUACCGGCCUGGAAGAAGAUCUGGAAGCCCGUGUGGAAAGAGAUUCAAGUGCCGGUGUGGAAGGAGAUAAAAGUGCCAGCCUGGAAGCAAAUUUGGAAGCCCAUCUGGCAACCAAUCAAGGUACCUGCUUGGAAGGAGAUUCAAGUACCGGCGUGGAAAAAGAUUUGGAAGCCGGUUUGGCGAGAGAUUCAGGUACCAGCGUGGAAGGAAAUUCAAGUACCUGCUUGGAAGAAACUUUGGAUCCCCGAAUGGGUAAAAAUUGGUAUACCAGGCCAUCAUUAUCACGGUACGGAUCAUCACGGAUGGCAAUAUACCAGUCACGAUCUCUGGAAAAAAAAAUUGAUUUGGAAGCCGGUGUGGAAAAAAUACUGGAAAACGGUGAAAAAGCAAAUUUGGAUACCGGAUAAGAAACUCGAGUGGAAGGAAGCCUGGAAGCAGAUAUGGAAACCAGCGAAAAAGCAAAUCUGGGUAGAAGACAAGAAGCUGGCUUGGAAGCCGGAGUGGAUACAAAUCUGGAAGCCAGGUAAGAAACUCGUCUGGGUUCCUGACAAGAAGCUUGAGUGGAAGGAAGCUUGGAAGCAGAUCUGGAAAACCGAAAAAAAAUUAGAAUGGAUACCUGAUAAGAAGCUCGCCUGGAAGGAAGCGUGGAAGCAGAUCUGGGUGCCAGCUUGGAAGGAAAUCUGGGUACCAGCAUGGAAGAAGAUUUGGAAACCGGUCUGGAUAUCCGAAUGGUUCCCCAACGAGGACCAUCAUCAUCAUCAUGGUUGGGAUCGUAAGGAUUCGCAGACGCAAAAUACACAGGUUGUACCAUACAGCCCAGAAACCGCUCUACAGAAGAGGCAAGCGCAGCAGCAGCAGCAGCAACAGCAGAAGCAGCAGCAACAACAACAGCAGCAGCAGCAACAACAACCACAACAGCAGCAGCAGCAACAGCAGCAGCAACAGCAACAGCAAAUACAGCAACAUCAGACAGAUACUAACAAAAUCAGAUGGGACAGAUCUUUUCAAGCAAAUCUGCCAACGGUAUUGCAGCACCUGGUACCACCGCCAGCUAAUCAAAACGGAGGUCAAACCGGCUUCGGGUUUCCCGGCCGCUAAGAUAAAGCUGGAUUGAGCUCCGUGUAAAAUAAUCUUGCACUGUAAUCCCUGAAAAUGCUUGUACAAACAUCUCUAUAAGAGAGUACUGUAACAUAAAUCGCUGUAUAUAUUACGUUUUAGGAAAGAUUAAGAUAAGUCGCGUAUAAAACUCUAAGUUACCCGAAAUUGUUCGACUGAUUGUGUACUCGCUGCUCUUCGGAGUACCACUCUUUGAUGCUUUAUAACUCUUAUCUUUUCCACUCCCUUGUUUUCUUUUUAUACUCACGUUGUUGUCAUCCCAAUUGUUAAUUCUAA